Tetranychus urticae (two-spotted spider mite) is the source of this 3001-nucleotide messenger RNA. Lineage: Eukaryota; Metazoa; Arthropoda; Arachnida; Trombidiformes; Tetranychidae. The record is from RefSeq and is a predicted model, not a curated record.
AAAUUAUCUUGCGAGUCCUAGUAUCAGGAUCAGGGAUUAGAGUUUGUUGACAGUUGACUGGAGAAUCAAGUGAUUGAUGAUGCUGGAUAGUUGAUGUUGAAAUUGACACGUCUUAAUUGUUUAAAAGUUCAUUAUUACUAGACCAACUAGUGAUUUAAUUGUUUUAGAUAGUUUUAUUGUAUUGUUUGUUAAUUUAAAGUUUUGAUAAUGGUUAAAACACAACGAAUGAAAGUUGCCAAUGAAAAGGCAUCUAAAAAUGUGACUCUCCGAGGAAAUGUUCCUAAAACAACUAAAAAUGCAGAUGAUAAAUAUCCAGUCGGACCAUGGUUAUUAGCUCUCUUCAUCUUCGUCGUCUGUGGAUCUGCUAUUUUCCAAAUAAUUCAAUCCAUUCGAUAUGGAUUCUAAUCAAACAGAUGCUAUGUGUUAACAUAACAACAAAAAAUCAACUUUUCUUCAUGCCCUCCUUUUUCUUUAGUUAAAUAAAUUUAUUAUUUUUCCAAGAAUUUGAAGAUUUGGACUUUCUUGUUGAGAUCUAAUGAGAAACUUUUUCUCAAAUAAUCUCUUGAUUAACAGAGUGAUUACCCAUUUCAAAAUCAUCGGCAGAUUUCAAGAGCUGUUUCAGAGCUGUCUACAAGAAAAGAUUAUAUCAAGAAAUGAAGGAAUCAACUAGAAAUUAUCAAGAGUGGCAAGUUUCCUGCUUUCAUUUUUGCUGAUGAAAGCCUGGCUUUGAUUUAAUUUGUCUCUCUUAGUCAGUUACAACAUCAUUUUAUAGACUAACUCGGAGGCUGCCAAUCAUCCAAGGAAUCAAUCUCAUGUCAUCACAAUGCUAUAGUAUAAAACUCUUGGUUGUUUACUGAUACAAACAAUAUAUUCAAUUUUAACAGACAAAAAUGAACAAAAGUGCUCGUUUAGUUGUUCAGUAGUAUAAUCUGCUUGAAGAUUCGUCGUCAAUGUUUGCAAGCUUACAACUAAUCAAAUCAACUUUACAAAUGCUGUUUAAUUACUGAAUUAUAGUUACAAUCACUUAAUUUGUUACCAAACCGAUUCAAUUCAAACGGUAGAUUUGAACAGCUUGUAACAAACACCAGAAAGGGUAAAAGAUGUACAUGCAAAAUGAUUGUAAAGCUGAUGCAGGGAUAUUUGCCACGAAAAAGCGGCCCUCGUCAAGUUGAAAAUAUCUUAAUAUUUGAGAUUCAAUCAUCACCAAUCAAAUAAAAUGGAAAGCAGGAACAAAAGUGACAAAUUAUAUAAUCUUAAGCUUAAUUGUAGGCGUAAAAGUCAAUUAAAUCGACUGCUAUAUAUGCUAUUCUCUAUCCUCCAUCAUCCCUAGCACAAAUAUUCAAAUAAAAGGGUUAAUAGAAAAGGUUAAAUAUAAUAGAUUUUAAAGUGAUAGACUUCAAUUGAUAAGACUCAACGGAAGACCCGAAAUAGUAGCGUAACUACUCUUUGAAUCUAAAUUAGUCUUAUAAUCGCACUAAUCUAUUUUAACAAAUACCUUUUUCCCCCAAUUUGUCUGAAAAAAGAGAAGAAAAAAGUAAAGAAAACGUCAAUAUCGACAGUCCAUUUUGGAUUCCAAUUCUUAACCAAUGGCACCCAAUGCCGGCUACAAGGAGAUUAAUGUUGUCCAUCGAGCUUCAGCUGUAAACAACAAUAACAAUAAAAAUGGUUCUUCAAAGAAAGAUGUUCAACUUAAUGGUGACCGUAAGCAGCGACCAUCGAAUAACAAAAAGACCAAAUCAAAAUCAACCUCAUCAUGGAAACCAUCAAACAGUACAUUAAUGACUUUGUUUUCAUUCAUCUUCUUCGUAUCUGGUCUAAUCUUUUAUUACAUCCCGAUUGAAAAGCUAAUCAAAGCCAAACCAAUUGCUUCAGAUAAAGAGGAUUUCAAAUGGAUGGUCACAACUGAUCAACAUGUUGGUCCCAAUGUCUUUCUUCAUGAUGUCCCAUGUCAUCGACCAGGCUAUCGAAGGGAAAGAGCAGCUGGAGCUGAGCCACAACGUUGUGGUACAUUGAUCUAUGAUGAAUUGGUUUCAUUGGAAGAAGCCGCUCGAUUAAGACAAAUGGCAGCCAAAUUGGUUUAUGAGAUUGGGGAGACUAAUCCUUAUAGUCGAGAAUCAAUCAAUCUUCAUUGGGUUAAUCUUCAUACUGUGUUCAAGCGAGGUUACAAAGAAAAGGUUUUCAAUGAAACGGAUUUCAAAUUGGUCAAGAAAGCAUCAGAAAGAGCAAAGACUGUAAUUGCUGAAACCUUUGGAAUACCAAGAAACUCUUUACACUUCACAACGGUUGCACAGUUCACUCGAUACCGACCAAUGACUCGUUACUCCCAGUUCCGUCAUGUCGACAAGGUCCGAGUUCAAUCUUUGAUUGUUACAUCCAUCCUCUGGCUAUCAACAUAUGACUACGAUUUCGGCGGUGGAACCACUUCCUUCUUGACUGCACCUGACUCUCCACCUUAUACACCUUAUAUUGUUCAGCCAAAAAUUAAUAGAUUUGCUGCUUGGACUUCAGGAUGGGAAAAUCCUCAUGAAGUAAUGCAAUUACUUUGGGGAGAAAGAUUAGCUUUAAUCUUCGCAUUUACAGUCAAUCCAAACUUGGGCGAAAAAAACAUGGAGGCUUUAAGAACUUGGGCUCAAGCAUUACCAGACAACCCUUUCUAUGGCUGAUCAUAAAGUGCAACAACUCAAAAUAUUCAACUAAUAAUCAUCUUCACCAUCUUGACAUAUUACCCAUCAAAUAGAUUUGAUUAUGGAGGGUACAUCACUUGAAGCCCGACUAUCAGAACGGUGAUUCUCUGGAAAACAAGUAACAUCAAAACAAUAAAUCAUUCUCAUUUACACCUUCCAUCUCUUGUUAAUACUAUUAACAUCACUUUAUAUUGUAAAAUAAUUUAUUAAUGACAAUGGUCAAAACCAAAUGUUUAUUUCAUAGUCUUGUCAUCACUUGUUUUACCAAAAUGUUUAAAGAAAGAUAAGAAAUAAAUGAAAAAUACUCUUUUCUCUUC